Messenger RNA from Helicoverpa zea (corn earworm), 2683 nucleotides. Its product is annotated as E3 ubiquitin-protein ligase SIAH2-like. Gene Ontology annotation, cellular component: cytoplasm. The record is from RefSeq and is a predicted model, not a curated record. Gene Ontology annotation, biological process: proteasome-mediated ubiquitin-dependent protein catabolic process; multicellular organism development. Gene Ontology annotation, molecular function: ubiquitin conjugating enzyme binding; ubiquitin protein ligase activity; zinc ion binding. NCBI's taxonomy places the organism in Eukaryota, Metazoa, Arthropoda, Insecta, Lepidoptera, Noctuidae. The coding region runs from base 154 to 1590 and encodes 478 amino acids. The transcript is spliced from 8 exons.
AAUUCGACUCGAAGCUUGUUUAAUCGUCGGCCAUGUUAUAAAUACAACGUUUUGCUUUGUUUCGCUCAUUGUGCCUAAUAAGCUUGCUUUUGUUAGGUUAGUGAAGUUUUUAAUCAGUGUUUGAAGCUAGAGGUUGUUUUUAUCGUCUACGAAAUGGGUGCAGAGCAAUCUACCACAAGUAGGAGCAAUGCCUCGACUCCAACACAGAGACAGAUGAGUCAGGCCGAAGUCAAGCGAAUGCUGGACCAGCAGAGGCAGCAGUACGAGAGGAAACUGCAAGAGGUGGUCAAUAAAACGAAGCAGGAGGCAGCUGCCAGACCCCCUACUCCUCAAACUAUAAGCAUGGAAAGAGAGAGAGCGCCGUACAGUUAUGCUGGACCCGCUCUGCAGCAAAACGCAGCCCCUACUACGCCACAGCCUCUAUACCCCAACCUGAACCAGCCCCAAGCGUACCCAUAUCAACCCCAACCCAACAAUCAAUUCCACCCCCAGCCCAACAACAAUCAAUUUCAUCCCCAAGUCAACAACAACCCUUUCCAGCCGCAGAGGCCGAAUGACUUCGUUUUCGUUAACAACUUUGGACAAGCUGAAAGUUACAAUAGACCUGCCCCAUCGGCGCCGUUCCUCCCGAAUCGAAGGGGUCGCGGACAGGGACCCAGGCCGCGAUCUAUUAGCAGACAGCGCAACGAGCCCCAGGAGCGUGACGUGUUAGACUGUCCGACUUGCCACUCGCGGUUCGGGCUGAGGAUCUACCAGUGUGACAGUGGGCAUAGCUCGUGCAGCGAGUGCAAGAAUAGAGGCCGAGCGUGCGGUAUCUGUCACCAGGUCCUCACUAACAGGAGGAACUUUGACCUCGAGAACCAUAUGGCUCAGACGAAAGCGUUGUGCCCAAACGCUACCGAGGGCUGUAAGCUGUACAUCAAGAUCUCUGACAUGGACACACACCAGCGCGAAUGUCCCUUCAAGGAGCAGGAGUGUCCGCUCGCCGCUGUGUUCGGCGUUUGCUGCUGGAGAGGAAAACUGAGCCAAAUAGCAGGUCAUUUCGACCAAAUGCAUCCAAGCGGCCGUCAGACUGACGUCGAUACUGAAAUGGCUCUGACAAACGUGCACAACACUAGCCAAGAGGUGCAUUUAGUCGUUUUAGGAACUUACAACUUCCUAAUCCACGUUAAAGUAUCAGAAACUGACGGCAAAGUCUACAUGGCCGUCCAACUUAUUGGUACCAAGUUCAGCGCCGCGAAAUGGAACUACGAAAUCCACGUUUACAAUAAAAACGAAAAGCACCGCAAGUACACUUACACAGACAACUGUAUGUCGUCCAACGACAAAGUAGAGGACAUAUUUAAAGAUGGCGAAUGUGCUGUGUUGCCAGUGUGGUACGCCAAUACAUUCGUGCACAACGGUGUUAUGAAUUACAAGUUUUUUAUCAAGAAAUCUGAGGAAGCCAUCGCAGAAGAUUCAGAGAGCCGUGGAGAGAAAGAAAGCAGGAAAGGGCAAAAACCAAAGACAAACGCAGUUAACAAGCAUCAACGCGUAAAGGCGAACCGCGGGAGAUCAUCUUCCCUUGCCUCGGAAAAUAGAAAAAACUAGCUACCAACCGACUGAGUAGAAAUAAAGAUGUUUGAUAAUCAUCUAUUUAUUUUAAUAAUGCUCAUGAAAGAUUUUAUGAAGGCUAUGAUUUACAAUUAAAAAAUCAGAACAAAAAAUUGAAUGUUGGAAUCAAAAUCUCAAAGGAAGAAAAAAGUAGAAGAAUAUUCGUACUGAGCAAUGUUUAUACUGUUAAUUUAAUAUUUGGGUACGAAAGGAAGAAAGGAAUAGUCUUCAGAAUUUCUUCAAAGAAAUAAAAAAAAAUGGAGAAGGAAAAAGUACAAUAAAGGCCAAAGAUCAUUACGGAGGUUGGUACCUUAAAUUCCCCAAGGGCUUUACGACUACGGAAGCCGUUUUCUGCUUGAGAAAAGAAAGUUGUGCAUCUACCAACCCGAGUGCAAGAUAAUUUCCCUAAGAAACGUAAUAAAAAUAAUUAUAAUUUUAAUUAUGUUAAAAAUAAGAAUUAUCAUCAACCGAAAGUAUAAAGGUGCGUAUUGAAUUCUUGCUGCCGACUUCACAUUUCGCGACUGCAUGAAGUCGGCCAUAGCUGCACUACUGGUUUCUAUGAAUUUACAUGAAACCGUUUUCAUUGAACGUCCUUGACAGUCGUUACGGGUAGUCGGAAGCCAGUAAGUCUGACACCAGUCUAACCAAGGGGUAUUGGGUUGCCCGGGUAACUGGGUUGAGGAGGUCAGAUAGGCAGUCGCUUCUUGUAAAGCACUGGCACUCAGCUGAAUCCGGUUAGACUGGAAGCCGACGCCAACAUGUCGGGAAAAAAGGCUCUGAGGAUGAUGGACAUGAAACCUAUUUGGAUGAAAGCGGCAGCUGCACGUGCAGCAACUGUCAGAUAUGACAUCGUCGUUCAAUACGUACCUUAUUGAGGUUGAAAUAUUUUUAAUUAAAUUAAGAUUGCAUGUAUAACAACAUUCACUUCACUAUAUCACGCAUAUAGCGAUAGUUUGAUAUGAUUGUUUUAAUAUUUUAAGUUUUUCUAUUUUAUCCAAUUGUAUGUUAACUUCGCCAUAUUUUAUUCUAUCUUUUUGCUGUAUUUUUUUGUGAAACUUGUAAUUUUAAAUCAAUAAAUUGUUUAAAUGUA